AUGGCAGCACACCUCUACACAUUGCAGUCAACAAGGGACAUCGGGAGGUUGUGGAUGUCCUGUCAGGGACAGAGGGAGGUUGUGGAGGUGUUAUUACAGAACAAGGCAAAUGUGGAUGAGAAAGAUAAGGAAGGCCGCACACCUCUACAUCGUGCAGCCUGGCAGGGACAUCGGGUGGUUGUGGAUGUGUUAUUACAGAACAAGGCAAAUGUGGAUGAGAAAGAUAAGGAAGGCAGCACACCUCUACAUCGUGCAGCCUGGCAGGGACAUCGGGUGGUUGUGGAGGUGUUAUUACAGAACAAGGCAGAUAAGGAAGGCAGCACACCUCUACAUGAUGCAGCCUACGAUGGACAUAGAGAGGUUGUGGAGGUGUUAUUACAGAACAAGGCAAAUGUGGAUGAGAAAGAUAAGGAAGGCCGCACACCUCUACAUAAUGCAGCAUACCAGGGACAUCGGAUGGUUGUGGAGGUGUUAUUACAGAACAAGGCAAAUGUGGAUGAGAAACGUCAAGAUGGCAGCACACCUCUACAUGAUGCAGCCUGGCAGGGACAAAGAGAGGUUGUGGAGGUGCUAUUACAGAACAAGGCAAAUGUGAAUGAGAAAGAUAAGGAAGGCCGCACACCUCUACAUGAUGCAGCCUACCAGGGACAUAGGGAGGUUGUGGAUGUGUUAUUACAGAACAAGGCAAAUGUGGAUGAGAAAGAUAAGGAAGGCAGCACACCUCUACAUCGUGCAGCCUGGCAGGGACAUCGGUUGGUUGUGGAGGUGUUAUUACAGAACAAGGCAAAUGUGGAUGAGAAAAAUAAGGAAGGCCGCACACCUCUACAUGAUGCAGCCUACGAUGGACAUAGAGAGGUUGUGGAGGUGUUAUUACAGAACAAGGCAAAUGUGGAUGAAAAAGAUGAGGGAGGCAGCACACCUCUAUAUAAUGCAGCCUGGCAGGGACAUAGGGUGGUUGUGGAGGUGUUAUUACAGAACAAGGCAAAUGUGAAUGAGAAAAGUAAUGAUGGCAGCACACCUCUACAUGAUGCAGCCCGGGAGGGACAUCGGGAGGUUGUGGAGGUGUUAUUACAGAGCAAUGCAAAUGUGGAUGAGAAAGAUGAGGAAGGCAGCACACCUCUAAAUCGUGCAGCCUACCAGGGAUAUAGGGAGGUUGUGGAGGUGUUAUUACAGAACAAGGGAAAUGUGGAUGGCAAACGUGAUGAUGGCCGCACAGCUCUACAUGAUGCAGCCUACCAGGGACACAGGGAGGUUGUGGAGGUGUUAUUACAGAACAAGGCAAAUGUGCAUGAGACAGACGAUAAAGAAGAAACUGCUUUACAAAAAGCAGAGGCACAACAUCACGAUGAUAUUGCAUGGCUUAUAACUGAGGCAACAAAUAUAGAUGACCUGACAAUCAACCAUGGUACAAUUACAGAUAGGGUGACAACCGAUGGCCAGUUUCUUAUGAAAUCAUCGUCAAUUCCACACGGAAACUACAACAAUGGCGGUUGGCUUACAUCCACACCACUAACAUCAACGUGCCCCGUGAACCACACAUCAGUAGAAUUGCCAGGGGUUUAUGUUCCGAGUCAACUGGGACAAGCAGUUUCCACAGACAGACAAAGUGUUAUGGAAGAGAGAUACGUCGCCUUGCAGUCAUCCCAACCAUAUCAUAUAGACGGAAAUGUUAACAACCUCCUUACAGAUCCUGCACGCAUGGAGAUACGUUCACCCAAUCAAAGAUCAAAAGCCAUAUAUGGAAACUCAAGUCAUGUUCCCACCUGUGUCCAUGCUCCAGUAGUUGGUGACACAUUGCCUAGUUCAGAUACCACUAGUAAUUCUGAGAAUGUCAUCAUUCACUACACUGAGUCUGGGGAAAAGAUAGAGCUGCAGCAGUUCUAAAAGUGGUCUAGAAAGGAGUUAUCAUUGUUAUUAUGGUGUCCAGUGUUACAGUAUACAUGUACAUUUUUACAACCUCCUUUAGGAGUCAGCCGUCCGAAUUUGGUUUGCAGAAAGUUAUUUGUCAUUUGUGUCGAUGACAAUCAUAGGUCUCUAGCGUGCCCAAGGGACGCAACUCUGCACAGCGAAUCGCGGCGCCUUAGACGACUGGGCCACGCGUACCCCCGUGUUAUGUUGAAAGUAGUGGAGUGAUUUGUGUCGAUGUAGUUUUGACGUUUCGGUAUGCAUCUCGAUUCCAUAAAAACCCCAUUGUACUUCACAAAUUCUAGGCUCAUGCCUAACUUUAAUGUUUAGAAGAUUACAUGACAGUUUCUUACAAAUGUUUAUAACUGGACAUAUGCAGAUUUCAGUGUGUUCCGAACUUUCUUAAAGCAAAGUGUUUUGUUGAAAUUAUUCGGAGUGAGUUCAGAUUGACGUACACAAUGAACGGUAUUGCCACUUUGAUUUGUUUCUGCACCAUUUCCAGUGUCAGAGUUGUGAAGUCUCACCCCCAAUACGAAGCCAUGUAACCUGUUGUACAUGCAAUAUAGACUUUAAAGUAUGUUCACGGUGACUUCAUAUUCAGGUAUAUAAUGAUUUUUGUAUUUCAAAGCAAUUUAUCCUAUUAAUUUCCAUGAUGUCUUGGCAAACAUGAAAAUGCUAAGAUCAAAUAGAAUUCUUUCAGCUGUGUCCCUUGAACAAAUACAGACUAUAUAGUCAUGGGCAAAACAAACC
Molecule: messenger RNA, 2655 nt
Organism: Haliotis rufescens (red abalone)
Lineage: Eukaryota; Metazoa; Mollusca; Gastropoda; Lepetellida; Haliotidae
Product: ankyrin repeat domain-containing protein 50-like
Exons: 4
Coding region: 1-1884 (627 amino acids)
Cellular component (GO): cytoplasm; nucleus
Molecular function (GO): protein binding
Source: RefSeq, a predicted model, not a curated record